Messenger RNA from Leishmania braziliensis MHOM/BR/75/M2904, 2442 nucleotides. NCBI's taxonomy places the organism in Eukaryota, Euglenozoa, Kinetoplastea, Trypanosomatida, Trypanosomatidae. The record is from the annotation of a RefSeq genome assembly.
AUGGGCGGGAGCACCUGGGCACCCCCCUUUUCCCCUCACACCCUCUCUUCCGCCAAAAAACCGUCAAGUCCUCCAAAUGUGCCGCCCUCAACGCUUUUAUGGCGUGCAUGGUGCGCUAGGCGGGCCCGGUCAUGGACAGGGGUGGGGCCCGAGUUGCAAAGAGGGCGACGGCGUCGGCCCUUGACUUGCGCCUCGUCAAGCCUUUCCAGUGCCUCUCCUGUAGACGUCUUCCCUCACCGCCUUUGCACAGUUUGUGUGGGUGCCGUUCUUUGCCCCUCUUUCAAAGUCUUUGAUGACUACUUCGCUUCCGGGGCGCAGACGCAAAAAGUGCACGCCGAUGCAUACUUGCAGUUUGUGCACUCCUUUGGUGCGGACGUGCGCCAGCUGGACCUGGAACGAGUAGUAGCCCUCCUGACGCCGCUUGCAAGACCGAAAGAGGAGGCUGCUGCGGCGGCGCUGCACACGUCAAAGCGGUUGAACGUGUACGACGCAAUGAGGCUGGCGAUCGCGUUGGCGUGCAUAUUCUCGAUGCUUGCAACCCACCCGUCGCGCUCGGCCUUCUCCGCCUUGCGAGGCCCACAUGAACAGCAUACUGGCGACCAAGGCUCCCAGGCAAGGCUCCAGGUCUCGGCGGAUGAGCAUGAAGUAUGGUGCAAGGCGGUGUAGCUUUGCUUUGUGAUACUAUGCGACUUGGUGGAAUCAGAACAGGUGCGUCUCCGCAGCACCCACACGAACGAUGACACCUUAGUUGAUGUGGUCGUUUCCCCUGAUCGAUUCCUCGUGGCAGCGCUGCUCGACAGCUAGGCACGGGGUUGUGCCGUCUUGCUCGAGUCGGCCGAGGUACUGAGGGACACCCGCAACUCUGCCCUGUCGUUGCCUAUGCUUUCAGCUUCCGUCUCUGCGCUUCUUGAAUUCGUGUCACUGCUAUCCGAGACGCUGCCAACUAUGAUAUCGUGGAUGCUGCGAUCUCUCGUUUCAUUAGGGCAACACAACAACGGCGCUAAGGGCGCAAAGCUGGAGCAGCUAGGCCUUCCUCCCUUCGUCGCUCUCUCUGCGCUGUGUCGACGAAGCGGUGCUUGCGCUCCGACGUCAAGACGCUAUAGGCGUACACACGUCUUAUCAACUGAAAUGUCUACCUUUACGACAAUAGACAGAAUGCCGGGGCCACCUCACCAACUUCCAUCGCUCGGUGCCCUUGACCCAAUUGUUCGCGACAUCGUGCUGCGCCUGCACGCGAGACCGUCUGCCAGCGCUGACGGACCGCGGACGGAGGAUGCGGCCAUGCUCCUCGCCGCACUCCUUCAUUUCUACACCAAGACCGUUUCAACUUUAGCGACGCUGCCCGAUGUGUCUAAGGGGACGCUGGACGUGCCGCCGCUCACUGAUCAGCUGCAGUGCACCCUCGCCCCAUACUAUAGCGGCAGAGCAGUGAGUGCACCGAGUGUGAAGCUGACAACUGAUGUAAUGGUGCGCGCUGCGCUCCUGCAUGUGGUGGCGACCCUUGUGUUUAGUUCACGGCUUGCUUUAUGUCGCUUUGGUGCUGCGCUGGCCCAGGUGGCAGAGAGGGCCACCGAGCAAGUGACGAUGGCAACGGCGCCUGUGACGCUGUCAUCGAUGCUGCACGCUCUCGUGGUGCUGUAGCAUGGACAAGGCACUGGCGCGGCGGCCUCAUUGGCACCCACAACCUUCGACACCCCCCUCUUCACCCUGUGCCAUCGGUACCAGCAAUACAUCAGCGUGACUGCGCAGGCAGGCGGACGGCGCGAGGACGCAUCUGGGGCGGUACACGCCUGGUGGCGUGCGUGGCAAGUCGACGCGCAACUCGUCUUCACGGAGGCUGCAAGCAAGGGCAUUCUGAGUGUCGCCAACAAUCUUUUACAGGGCAAUCAUGCAUGUCAGGCACAGCACCUGCUCCCUGCCAACCUAUGUCAUCUCGAGUACCGGGCAUUCUGUGCUGCAGCUGAUCUUCAACUCAUCGCGGAGUCGCAGAUGAGCAGUCCAGCACUGGUACAACUUCAGCCUUACACCACUCGUCACCUGCGCGUGACACUUUUCGGGCAGGUGAUGAUGACUGUUGAUGUGGAGUGUGCCACACGACUCGUGCAAUCAAACGCAACACAGGCGAUCUCGCCGGCAGUUUUUCCUCACAGGGGUGAUUUACGUCGUUUGGCACGCUUUAUCGAUGUGCCCACUUCUCGUCUACUGCACGCCGCGCUGAAGAGGGCUAGCGACGAUUCUGCAAUGGCAUACCGGCUCGGCAACUCUCGAGAGCAGGCGGGUAAAUCUCUUCAUGCUCUAAUCGAGUCGGAGUUGUUCAUUCGCAUUCCCGUGAUCGCUUCCAAGGAAGAGAAUGGCGGAUUGCGACAACGGAUGCUGCAGCGAGUGCAGUACCUUGAGAGCAGCACUCGCAAGGCAGACGCGAUCGCUGUGAUGAAGAUGUGA